AUGCGAUCUUCUUAUUUGUCGCUCUCCCGCUCAUAGUUUUAGCAGUGCUUCAUAGGCGCGAUCUCAUUGUGCUGUUUUCGCAUGCAAAUAAAUUGUAACUGUUGUUUUGCAGUCCCACUCACGUAUCACAAUAAAUGCAACCACAGGGUAUAAUAAAUAUAAGCUUGUAAAUAUAUUUCGCAGCUGCAUAAAUACAUUUGUUGGUCACCAGAUUUGCCAUUACUGAAGCGGACUGAUAAUUGUGUUGCUGAUGCAACUGACGCGUUCCCAGGCAAAGAGCAAAGCAUUCGCCCUAGCAAAGGAGUCUCUUGAAAUUCCAAAUGGCAGUGAAUGGCGCAAAACAGAUGGAGUCGACUGAGUUUGAGGUCCUCGAAAGCAUUCCCAACGAUCCCGACACUGGCAGGUUUAUCGGACAGGCACGGUAUCUGAAAUUGGAGAUAGCAUCCGUCGCGGAGGGUGUGCGACGCUUCCUACACGGUGUGGUGGCCAUGGAGACAUUCACCGGAGAUGUCGUGCUGGAGGACUGUGUCGAGAUGACCGCCAACACUGUGCUCCACUACCAUGGCAUCGUUAAGGUGCCACGUUCAUGCAUACUCAAGUUUAUAUACCCAAAACACUUUUUGGACAACAAUAAUACUCAAGUGCAUCCUCGGAUAAUAAUUUCUCAUUCGUGGCUCAUCAAUUUGUAUCCCUCGCCGCCGGCAAUGAUUGUCAUAAAAUUCGAUGAAAAUAAACAAUUAAAAUGAACCCUCAAAAUGUAAUCAAAACAACAAAUAAAACCGCGACAGCAAAUGCUAA
This is a messenger RNA of Drosophila guanche, 798 nucleotides long. RefSeq lists its product as uncharacterized. The record is from RefSeq and is a predicted model, not a curated record. NCBI's taxonomy places the organism in Eukaryota, Metazoa, Arthropoda, Insecta, Diptera, Drosophilidae. The coding region runs from base 321 to 746 and encodes 141 amino acids. The transcript has 3 exons.